AUGAGACGUCUCAUACAUUUCAUUACGAUUAUCCUAGUUUGUAAAGGUGUUACUUUAGAAAUAAGAGGAAGUGUUAUGGUUAAUAAAUUGAUAAAAGUAAAGCCAGUGGGUGAGAUUGUUGCUAAGAAGUUUCUUCCUCUGACCGAGAUCCCACCGCCGUCUGGUCAUAAGAAGUCUGGAAGAAGGCAUCUCGAGGACGAUUGUACCAAACGACCGCCCCCUCGCGUAGUAAAUGAAGGGAAAAACAUAGAUAUUUUGGGGGACUAUUACGAUGAUAGAGUCGCCAAGACAGUAGCUACUGUAAUAAUACCCGACCAUAUCGACUACAAACAUUACCAGGUUACAACCCAAGUGCCAUACCUCACUCUUGGACCAAUAGAAGCUAUCGGCUAUCAUCCCAGUACACUAAAAAGCGAGCAUCCCAGCGAAUGUGAGAAGAUUUACCAAGACCAUAUAGCGGAAAUGUACUCAGACGAAACCACAGACUAUUCAGAAGAGUCCUUAGAAAUGGCCAAAAUGCCUAUGCAACUCAUGGCUACGACAGAAAUACCUUACGGUGAUAAAUUUCACUUUUAUGACGACAUGGAU
Molecule: messenger RNA, 588 nt
Organism: Brenthis ino (lesser marbled fritillary)
Lineage: Eukaryota; Metazoa; Arthropoda; Insecta; Lepidoptera; Nymphalidae
Source: the annotation of a GenBank genome assembly